Molecule: messenger RNA, 1733 nt
Organism: Colletes gigas
Lineage: Eukaryota; Metazoa; Arthropoda; Insecta; Hymenoptera; Colletidae
Product: polyserase-2-like
Exons: 9
Coding region: 12-1595 (527 amino acids)
Biological process (GO): proteolysis
Molecular function (GO): serine-type endopeptidase activity
Source: RefSeq, a predicted model, not a curated record
GCCGAACCAAGAUGAUCUAUCAACUGAGCCUACUCACGCUGGCGGCGCUCGCCACAGGAAACCCGGUGAACCCAACCUCUCUGCUGAACCCGUUGACGCCAACCGGUCAGAUAGUGGGCGGGGACGCGGUGAGCAUCGAGCAAGUCCCGCACCAGGUGUCCCUCCAAAGUUCUGGCUUCGGUUUCUGCGGCGGCAGCAUCAUAUCGGACCAGUGGGUGGUCACCGCCGCCCAUUGUAUGGUCUACCCGGCCGAUUGGAUCACCGUACGCGCCGGGACCGCCACCAAAUCGUCCGGCGGCACGUUGCACAAAGUCUCGGAGGUGAUCGUGCACGAGAGUUACUCGACCAACUGGUACGGAGUGCCGGAGAACGACGUGGCGGUGAUGAGAGUCAGCACGCCGUUCAAGAUGGACAGAACCCGGCAGCCGAUCGAGCUGUUCAAGCAGAACGAGGAAUCUAGGGAGGGGAUCAGCGCGUCGGUGACCGGAUGGGGCGCGAUCAGAGAGGGCGGUAGUACCACCGACGUCCUUCAGGCGGUCAACGUUCCCAUCGUGUCGAAGAAAUCUUGCAACGAGGCGUACGAAUCUUAUGGUGGAGUCCCGGCCGGGCAGAUCUGCGCCGCGGUGCCCGAAGGAGGAAAGGACGCAUGCCAGGGCGACUCUGGCGGCCCUCUGACCAUCGGCGGUCGUCUCGCCGGUCUCGUGUCAUGGGGCUACGGCUGCGCACGGAGAGGUUACCCAGGCGUUCACACGGAGGUCGCCGCCUUCAGCAACUGGAUAUCCUCCAAGACCGGAGUUAAGGUUGGGAACACGUUCACCCUCCUCAAGAUUUUCUUUCUUUUGCUUUUCGGACGUUUAGCGAGCACGAGCGAAUUGGAACUUCCGUCGGUGGACCGAAUCGUCGACGGUGCACCGAUCGACAUCGAGGACGCCCCGUACAUGUUAUCGUACAUGGUAAAUGGCGAACAUGCGUGCGGCGCUGCUAUCAUCGAUAAAGAAUGGGGAUUAACGGCCGCUCAUUGUGUCGUUCCCUUCAUCGACAGUUCGUACGAUUUAAUAAGCGUCCGUAGCGGAUCCGACGCGUACGACGAGGGCGGAGUCAUCCACAACGUGACGUAUCUCUCUUACCACGAGAAAUACAACGAGCUGAACAACGAUUACGACAUAGCGGUGUUCAAGGUGGCGCCACCGUUUCGGUUUAACAACGUUACGCAACCGGUCAAAUUACCGGAGAACCGUAACCUCGUAGAUACGAGGUGGGGUAUGAUUGCCGGUUGGGGCUACUUCCUCGACUUUGAUCCGGUACUGUCGAAAUACCUGCAGUACGUUAUCGUGCCGAAAGUGAGCAGAGAAAAGUGCACCAAAGAUUACAAGGACAGAUACGUAAUCACGGACCAUCAGGUUUGCUACGGUUUCCAAGAUGGCGGACAAGACGCGUGCAAGGGCGACUCUGGCGGCCCGUUGGUAAACAAUUUCACCGUGAUCGGCAUAACAUCGUGGGGCGACGGUUGCGGCGAAAAUUACUCGCCUGGCGUCUACACCGACGUUAUCGAUCUCGUAGAAUGGAUUACAAAUAAAACCGUUCCCGAAACAUAAGCUCUCGUUUAUUAUUCUAUCGAAGUAACACAAUUGCACUCGACCCAAAUCAUGUGGUGCAUAGGCAGAGACUUGUACUAUUAAUACAAUGGAAAUAUGAUCGAUACGAUUAAAACAACCGUCCGUUAUUGCAACAAA